AUGUAAUAAUAGAAUGAUGACCAGAUUCCGUUGAACAUACCAUAAGAACAAUACAAAUUGCCAGAAUAACUCGAUGAAUUUGGUUAGCCAGUAAUGUUCAAGUGCAGCACUUGUGGAGUUUAAGCUGUUUCUAUAUUGCAACAUAAACCGGGAACUCAUACAUGGUUAUGCUGUUUCACACUUUGCAUUUUUGGAGCAUUUUUAGCAUUCCUGCCAUUUUAUGUGAAAGAUUGCCAGGAUGUUACACAUGUAUGUCCUGCCUGUAGUCAACCAAAAGGAGUUAAACAAUUUAAAGCGUGUUGAUGAAAUAAGACAUAUUAUUAUCCAAAUCAUUUAUAUUAAAUUAUAAAA
This is a messenger RNA of Paramecium tetraurelia, 351 nucleotides long. RefSeq lists its product as uncharacterized. Gene Ontology annotation, molecular function: zinc ion binding. The record is from RefSeq and is a predicted model, not a curated record. The transcript has 3 exons. Lineage: Eukaryota; Ciliophora; Oligohymenophorea; Peniculida; Parameciidae.